Messenger RNA from Drosophila grimshawi, 1226 nucleotides. RefSeq names its product COP9 signalosome complex subunit 6 (gene CSN6). The record is from RefSeq and is a predicted model, not a curated record. Gene Ontology annotation, cellular component: COP9 signalosome. Gene Ontology annotation, molecular function: metallopeptidase activity; protein binding. The transcript is spliced from 2 exons. Lineage: Eukaryota; Metazoa; Arthropoda; Insecta; Diptera; Drosophilidae. The coding region runs from base 100 to 1134 and encodes 344 amino acids. Gene Ontology annotation, biological process: protein deneddylation.
UAUCAAACAUCAAACAAAAGAAGAAUUGGCAAUUGCGAAUCAUUUCUGAUUUGUUUCCUUAUUGUUGCAACACAAAAUCAGAGAACAACAUCAACAAACAUGGAUCAAAUGGAUGUCGAUGUUGAGCUCUCGGCUAAACCGAGCACAUCCUCUGGUGCGGCUGCAGCUGCAUCUACCGCAGAUACAGCCACGAGCAGCAAUAGCAACAAGCAAGCGCAACCAAAGGGAAAUAUUAUGGCUGCAUCGGGCACAAUUGCAUCGGUGACGAUUUCCUUGCAUCCACUGGUCAUAAUGAAUAUAUCGGAGCAUUGGACACGCUUCCGCGCUCAGCACGGCGAGCCGCGCCAAGUCUACGGCGCACUAAUAGGCAAACAAAAGGGCCGCAAUAUCGAAGUGAUGAAUUCAUUCGAACUGAAAGCCGAUGAAAUUGCGGACGAGACAAUUAUCAACAAAGACUACUACAACAAAAAGGAGCAGCAAUACAAGCAGGUGUUCAGCGAUCUAGACUUCAUUGGCUGGUAUACAACGGGCGACAGUCCGACAGCCAGCGAUAUUAAGAUCCAGAAGCAAAUCGCCGAGAUCAAUGAAUGCCCCAUCAUGUUACAACUGAAUCCGUUGGCGCGCAGCGUUGACCAGCUGCCCGUCAAAUUGUUCGAAUCACUGAUCGAUCUGGUCGAUGGCGAGGCCACAAUGCUCUUUGUACCGCUCACCUAUACGCUGGCCACCGAGGAGGCCGAACGCAUCGGGGUCGAUCAUGUGGCCCGCAUGACCACCAAUGAGUCCGGGGAGAAGAGCGUUGUCGCCGAGCAUCUGGUUGCACAGGAUAGUGCCAUCAAAAUGUUAAAUGCACGCAUCAAAAUCGUGUUGCAAUACAUUAAGGAAGUGGAGGCGGGUAACCUAAAGCCAAACCAGGAGAUACUCCGCGAGGCAUAUGCGCUGUGCCAUCGUCUGCCCAUUAUGCAGGUGCCCGCCUUCCAGGAGGAGCUCUACACACAGUGCAACGAUGUCGGCUUGAUCAGCUAUCUGGGCACGUUGACCAAGGGCUGCAACGAUAUGCAUCAGUUUGUGAACAAAUUCAAUAUGCUCUACGAUCGGCAGGGUUCCUCGCGUCGCAUGCGUGGCCUCUAUCCCUAAGGCAGCCGACGUCGGACUCGUAUUUAUUUUAUAUAUAUAUCUAUAUUCAACAAUCGCUGCUGCGUAUUAAAUGUGUGAAAAUCAAAUACGAA